Molecule: messenger RNA, 4616 nt
Organism: Mya arenaria
Lineage: Eukaryota; Metazoa; Mollusca; Bivalvia; Myida; Myidae
Exons: 3
Coding region: 29-3271 (1080 amino acids)
Source: RefSeq, a predicted model, not a curated record
CCAUCUUUUGGUAUUAUUCUGUGUUUCCAUGUUGGCUUUUGCAGGAGCGAAUAGCAACACGUUCCUUCAGCAUCUCCAACGAAAUGUGGAUGAAUACAGAAAAUCGCAUUUCUCGUGGAACAUUCGAAACCUCGACCACAAUACCUACAAAUCACUGAGAACGAUAGAAAAGAACAAAGACAGGAUAUUCAGAGAAUUCAUUCAGAGUCAAAGCCAUGGUGUGAAACAUUUACCAGCCAGUGAACAUAUGAGCACUGAAAAAAGAACUGAAGCACACCUUCACAAUUUAUCUCACGGAGGAAGCAGAACAAUCCAAAGAACUAAGCAGAUACCUCGUCAUAAGUCGCAUGGUGAGACAAUAGAAACAAGACACGCGCGGCAUCUGCAUACUAUUAUGAACAAUGAGCUGUUACAGAAAAGAGAGGAGGAACAGACUCAAUUGAUGAUGGUUGACAUAAAAGGCCGGAAUGUCUCAGAGACACGGGACAAUGUGGUAUAUGCCGCUCCACAAAUUAUGAUGUAUGGCGAUAAAAUACUCCCUUUAAAAAUUCGGAAGAGAUCGGCAAACCAUCCACAAAUGAUGGUUUAUAACGAGCCACAAAUGAUGGUAUAUAACGAACCUCAAAUGAUGGUUUAUAACGAGCCACAAAUGAUGAUGUAUGGUGAUAAAAUACUCCCUUUAAAAAUUCGGAAGAGAUCGGUAAACCAUCCACAGAUGAUGGUUUAUAACGAGCCUCAAAUGAUGGUAUAUAACGAGCCUCAAAUGAUGGUAUAUAACGAGCCUCAAAUGAUGGUAUAUAACGAGCCUCAAAUGAUGGUAUAUAACGAGCCUCAAAUGAUGAUGUAUGGCGAUAAAAUACUCCCUUUAAAAAAUCGGAAGAGAUCGGCAAACCAUCCACAAAUGAUGGUUUAUAACGAGCCACAAAUGAUGGUAUAUAACGAACCUCAAAUGAUGGUAUAUAACGAGCCUCAAAUGAUGAUGUAUGGCGAUAAAAUACUCCCUUUAAAAAUUCGGAAGAGAUCGGUAAACCAUCCACAGAUGAUGGUUUAUAACGAACCUCAAAUGAUGGUAUAUAACGAGCCACAAAUGAUGGUAUAUAACGAGCCUCAAAUGAUGGUAUAUAACGAGCCUCAAAUGAUGGUUUAUAACGAGCCUCAAAUGAUGGUAUAUAACGAGCCUCAAAUGAUGGUAUAUAACGAACCUCAAAUGAUGGUAUAUAACGAGCCUCAAAUGAUGAUGUAUGGUGAUAAAAUACUACCUUUAAAAAUUCGGAAGAGAGCGGUAAACCAUCCACAGAUGAUGGUUUAUAACGAGCCUCAAAUGAUGGUAUAUAAAGAGCCUCAAAUGAUGGUAUAUAACGAGCCUCAAAUAAUGGUAUAUAACGAGCCUCAAAUGAUGAUGUAUGGUGAUAAAAUACUCCCUUUAAAAAUUCAGAAGAGAUUGGCAAACCAUCCACAGAUGAUGGUUUAUAACAAGCCUCAAAUGAUGGUAUAUAACGAGCCUCAAAUGAUGGUAUAUAACGAGCCUCAAAUGAUGAUGUAUGGUGAUAAAAUACUCCCUUUAAAAAUUCGGAAGAGAUCGGCAAACCAUCCACAGAUGAUGGUUUAUAACGAGCCUCAAAUGAUGGUAUAUAACGAGCCUCAAAUGAUGGUAUAUAACGAGCCUCAAAUGAUGGUUUAUAACGAGCCUCAAAUGAUGGUUUAUAACGAGCCUCAAAUGAUGGUUUAUAACGAACCACAAAUGAUGAUGUAUGGGAAUAAAAUGCUCCCUUUAAAAUUUCGGAAGAGAUCGGCAAAUCAUCCACAGAUGAUGGUUUAUAACGAGCCUCAAAUGAUGGUAUAUAACGAGCCUCAAAUGAUGGUAUAUAACGAGCCUCAAAUGAUGGUAUACAACGAACCUCAAAUUAUGGUAUAUAACGAACCUCAAAAUAUGGCAUAUAACGCACCACAAAUUAUGGUAUAUGACGAGCCACAAAGGAUGAUAUAUAACGAGCCACAAAAAAUGGUAUAUUACGAACCACAAAUGAUGAUGUAUGGUGAUAAAAAAAUCCCUUCAAAAAUUCGGAAGAGAUCGGCUAAUCGUCCACACAUGAUGGUAUUUACCACUCCUAAGUCAAUGCGUUACAAUGGCAAGUUUAGUUAUUUAUCAAUACGAUCUUUCGAAAAGCAACAGAAUAACAAUACAUUAAAUACAACUAAUAGUAUCAACACCAAAUUGGAAAAUUUCGAAUCGGACAAAUAUCUAUGGUUUUCAAUAGCAGACUCGUUGUCGCUUAGGUUCCCAGUUAAGGAAAGUGUGUAUUUUAACAGUUGGAGUCAGCGUAUUCUUCUUUUUAAGAACAGUACACUUAAUAAAGAUGACUUCACAAAACAUUUCCAUAGGUUACCAUUGCAAAAAAUGCUUCAAACAUUGUCUCUGACACACAUAUUUCAACACAUAUUCUGGCCAUUUAGUUUUGAUCAAGCAUUUAUGAAUCAAAAACUAGCCUUAUUGGGAAUGUCUGGGUUAUCCACAAAUAGACAUAAGCAGAAAGAGGCGUUUUACGCUGAACUUGAGAAACAUCAAACAAUCAAAGUACCGGUAGAAGAGGAAAACGUGAUUUUAAGUUUCGACCAUCCUGACUUGGUUGAAGGUCUCAAUCGCUCGGGGCUUUUGGAAUUGAGUAAAGAAUAUGUAGAUGCUGGAAAUCAUUUGUAUUCAUUAGAAGAGCAAGAGUAUAUAACGUCCAAAGUCCAGGCAGCCAUGGAUAUGAUAAAGAUUACAAAUUCAGAGCUGUAUCGCGCUAUCCAUCAAGUCAUCGGAUGCAUAGCUUUCUAUAAGGCAGAGCACCGCGGAUUCGCUGGAGGCACAAUCAGUUCAGCUCUUGGAGUAAUCUGGCAGGACCCUAGAGCCUACAGAGAGCAAUCUGUCGCCCACUAUGCUGAACAGAUAGUUCACGAGUUCAUCCAUUCGUCACUUUUCCUCGCUGAUAUGGUACACGGGACCUACAUCGACCGUAGUUUGCUUUCUCACGCUAAGGUCUACUCGCCUGUACGCAGGGAGUUAAGGGACUUCGACAAAACGUUCCAUGCCUCAUAUGUUACAACAGGUGUUACAAUAUUUCAAUCUAGAGCGGGCAAUUUUGAGAAGGCAAAGACGUAUGCGGGAUCGUUGCGAACCGCAGUUGACGGUUUGAUUGCAAUUCAGAAAGCGGUUGGAGUUCUUAAUGAGUCUGGGGCGGCCAUGUUACAAUCCAUGGACGACGUGUUGACUGUAAUUAGAAUGGAAUAAAUGAGGGCUUUUUAAUUUGUAUUGAUGUAUUAUACACUGAGUGAACGUAUGUUUUACUGUUUAAGUUACAAUUUAAGCGUAGGAAAACAAUCAGGAACAAAUAUAUAUUUAUUUUUUUUAAAUGGCAAUUAUCGAUGAUUACAUGUAUAACAGUAACUGUGUUUACUAAAUCACAUGAUGGUCGGAGUUAAUUAUCUUAUUGAUACAGUGUAAAAUCUGUUUACCUCUAUCAAGAUACAUGGACAUUAACUAUUUCCAAUACUUAAUACUGCAAAACGGUCAUACGGAGUACUUAAAUAAAGAUUAUAGAUAAAUAUGUAUAGGAGAUACUUCAGCAGCACUAACUGCAUAGUUACACAGUUUGCAAAUAACAGUCUUGGUCUUGUGUAACCUGUUCAUUUUCAGCAAUGUGAAGUGCAAUACUGUCAUUUACCCCUAUCUCCAAAUUUAGCAUCAUCAUAAUCAGACAAAAAAUAUCUUAUAGGAGUGCAUAUAACUUUUAGACUUUUUCAUAGAACUACAAAUCAAGCUUUCUGACUACAAUUUUAGCAGGUCACUGACCGUUUAAAGGCAAAAGAAUCAUUCGUUGGUAAAGUCAUUUGUAUGGAUGUGAGAUCUGUGUGAACGUUUCUUGUCUCUCGUUUAUCGUCUUUUCGGCCAUAGCCUGGUGCCUCUAAACAGUGUUUUAGCUUAUUUGUUUGACUACUGGGCUCAUCCCUGUGGCUGCCUUUGUAGAAACUUAAUUCUUACUGAAUACAUAUAUCUAGAAAUACUUCCUACUUUACGAAUACAUGUACUGCAUAGUUCUAUACUUAUUGAUGCAUUGUUCUUAAAUCCUUUAAAGCUCCACUCUUACAGAUUGAACGUUUUGACAACUUUUGUUAUGUCUUGGAACGAGUCAUUUUUUUUGCGAAAAUCCAUGGAUAUAAUCCAUUAUAUAAGACUGCUGACAAAAAAUUACAUCGCAGAUUUUUACAUUUUAGUUCAAAAAGUGGUUUUCCGCCAUAAAACAUUAAAAUUUUCAAACGGAAAUAUGAAAAUCUACAAUCUGUUUUUUUGUCAGCAAUCAUAAUUAUUUCAUUGUUUUGCAGAUAUUUACGCAAAAAUUUGCUUUUUCCAAGACAAAAAAUAACAAAAGUUGUAAAAAUGGUAUAUCUGUGAGAGUGCAGCUUUAAGAAACACGUAUCAAUGUACGAACAAUCUUUAAGUUUUCUCGGUUAUGCUAUACCAGUGUGUACUCUAUCCAAAUUCACUCGUACUUUUCAAGUUGUGAUUAGCUAUUUUUGUUUUUUAAUGAAUCCCAGUAUAUCUAGAUAAACAUUCAUUGUUUGGUGUUUGAUGUUUA